UCUCUCAAUUAUUCAGACUGUGAACGUCGUCGAGUGAACACGUUGUAUCGUUUCGAGCGCGUCGAUCGCACAACCAAGCAAAAGCAAAGAAAAAAAAACCUGAAAGUGAAAUACUACCAACAACUCAGAGAGACAGUGAAGAAAGUUGUUUUAUCGCAACUGCAACUACGUGAAAGUGCUAAAAACGCUUUACACCCGAAGUGAAUGUGUGUAUAAAGAGAGAGCCCCAAUGUGGUGUCUCCAAGUGUGAAUGAAAGAGAUCUGAGAUUGAACAACACAACAAAACGAAUUUCUAGGAUUACCCGAGCUCCCAGUCCAAGCCGCCAACAUAGCCGAACUAAUCGCCGCCUCGCCCGCCAACACAACGCGCGUAUAUAUGACUAAAAUGAUUCCACCGAUGCCCACCUCAGCCGUCAUGAUGCCCACACCCAAGCAGAAGAUCGGCUUCAGCAUUGACUCGAUUGUGGGCAAUGAUGCAUCGGCCGCUUCUGCCGCCGGCAAUCCACAAAUCAGCCCCGAGCAUACCCAACAGCCGGCAAGUCCAGUGCCCGAACGAAAUGGACCCAGUUCGCCGCCACAAACGCCACCGUCAUCAAUUACAGUGCUGCCCGGUACACCCCCGCAUCAUGUGAUGAAUCCACCUCCUCAUGUCUUGGCCUCUUUGCCCCAUCACAUGGCCCCGCAUCCACAUGCCCAUCUUUCACCGGCCCAGCAACAUGCCCUCCAUCAGCACAUUCUGAUGCAGCAGCAGCAGCAGCAACAGCAACAGGGAACCCCCAAGACACAUCAGGAUAUCCAGGAACUACUCCAACGUCUGCAUCACAAUGCCGCAAUGGCCAGUGGCCUUAGUCCUCUGCAAACUCGUCUCUCGCCCGAUUGUGAUGCCCCACCAUCGGCUGUUGUAUCGCUCAAGCGAGAACGUUCCCCGGAGCCCCCGGCCGUCGAACAAGCCGAGAAUCCCGCCCAGCGCAUUCAGCCCCCGCAUACGCCUCCGAAGUCAGUAUCACCUCAAUCCUCGCAGCCUUCGUCCUCGCCCACACUCCUUGUCAGCAGUCCGCACAAUACGCCGCCACAGCCGCAGAACUUCCCCAAGCCGCCUGUCAUGCAUUCCGCUGGACCAGGACCCAUGAUGAUGCCUGGUAUGCCAGCAGCAGGCCUCGUGCGUCCAUUCCCCAUGGGCCCAGGAGGACCACCGAUGGCACCACCACAAGGACAACCGGGUCUGCCCGAUAUUAAGGCUUUACCUCCGUACAUCAAUGCGCCGCCGCCAGAGUUGCCGCCCCAGCACAAUCCUCACCUGAUUGCCGCCGCUCAGUUCCAUAUGGCUGCCGCCUUGCAAGCCGGUCAUGUUGUGGGUCCACAUGUCACACCCUUCAUGCCCAAUCCAGGAAUGCCACGCGAAAGCUACCCACUCUAUCCCUGGCUAUUGAGCCGUAGUGGUCGCAUCUUUCCACACCGUUUCCCAGGAAGCUUCUUGGUACCUCCUUUCCGAAAGCCCAAGCGAAUUCGUACCGCCUUCUCGCCCUCACAGCUGCUGAAACUAGAGCAUGCCUUCGAAAGCAAUCAGUAUGUUGUGGGAGCAGAACGUAAGGCUCUGGCCCAGUCUCUGAACUUAUCGGAAACUCAGGUCAAGGUCUGGUUCCAGAAUCGACGCACCAAGCACAAACGCAUGCAGCAAGAGGAUGAGAAAGGUGGCGGCUCCUCAGACCGCAAUAUGCACAAUGGCAGCGGCGACGAAGACGAUGAUGAGCUCAUCGACAUGGAAAUGGACGAUUGCCCCAGCGAUGAGGAGCAUGAGCUAGAUGCGAGUCAUUAAUUGUCGACUACAUUCUUGACUUUACCAAUCCCAGAGUUCCUUACUCCUUGCUGCUGCGUAAGAGUCGUUUUCCGCAAGUAACAUAGUUUUGUUGUGAUAUAUUCUUAAUUGGAAGGCCAGCGUUAGGCUUCAUGUAUAUAAUAUAGUAUGAGCGAGAUAAAAAAAAGUAUUUGAACAAUAGAAUAGACCUCCCAUUGACCAGAAUCCCUCACCCCUUCUUCCCCCCCUCCUAAAAAACUGUGCCAAAUCGUAUGAAACCAGGAGGAAAGUCUUGCGUUCGUUUGUUGAGUAGACCUCAAAAAUUACCCCCAGAGAAUCAGAGAACUUUUCGCUUCGCUUAAUCUCUGCCAAAAAAAAAAGAAACACCUACCACAAAAAAUAAAUCAUCAAAAAAAGCAGAGGCAAAAUCAUUAUAAAUCACAUACCUAUACAUAAUUAUUUUAAUUGUACAAAUCUAAUUAUCUAUAAGCGUGUAAAUAUUUAUGACCAGCAAGUGCACAGAACAUUAAUGUUAAUUAGUGAAUUUCAGAAAUCGUGUGCAGGUAUUUAUAUAUAUACAUACAUAUAUAUAUAUGUAUGUCUCUCUAGUUAUACGAUAAACACGAACUUCUAGCAUCAGUUAACUGCAACUUUAAAUUAAUUAACUUUUAAAAGCCAAGAUUGAUGUAGCUUUAGUGUGCUAGCUAUUAAUGAU
Molecule: messenger RNA, 2510 nt
Organism: Drosophila willistoni
Lineage: Eukaryota; Metazoa; Arthropoda; Insecta; Diptera; Drosophilidae
Gene: ems
Product: homeotic protein empty spiracles
Exons: 2
Coding region: 377-1816 (479 amino acids)
Biological process (GO): regulation of DNA-templated transcription; central nervous system development; neuron differentiation
Molecular function (GO): DNA-binding transcription factor activity, RNA polymerase II-specific; DNA binding
Source: RefSeq, a predicted model, not a curated record